This is a messenger RNA of Scophthalmus maximus (turbot), 2805 nucleotides long. RefSeq names its product lin-28 homolog B (C. elegans) (gene lin28b). The coding region runs from base 204 to 923 and encodes 239 amino acids. NCBI's taxonomy places the organism in Eukaryota, Metazoa, Chordata, Actinopteri, Pleuronectiformes, Scophthalmidae. The transcript is spliced from 4 exons. The record is from RefSeq and is a predicted model, not a curated record. Gene Ontology annotation, molecular function: nucleic acid binding; zinc ion binding.
AGGAGAGGGAUCGGAGGGAGAAGAGAGAGAGAGAGAGAGAGACAUGACAAAAAUAUCAAAAGGCAGGAGGCUCGCCGUACCAUGCGAGCGGAACUGGUGAGCGAUGGGAUCGAGGAUGUCGGAUUAAUGGUGACCACCGCAGCCCGUGUUCGCAGAGGAAGCUUCUCGAUUGCAACUUGGGAGCAGAGGGUCCGCGGGGAAACAUGGCCGAAGGAGGGCCGGGUAAAGGUGGCGGCGGCGGAGGAGAAGACCCCGCCAAGUCCGCCGACACCGAGGAGCAGGAGGACCGGACUCGACCCCAGGUCCUGUCGGGGACGGGCUUCUGCAAGUGGUUCAACGUCCGGAUGGGCUUUGGAUUUAUCUCAAUGACCAGCAGCGAGGGGAGCCCCGUAGACCCCCCUCUGGAUGUGUUCGUCCACCAAAGCAAACUGGUGAUGGAUGGCUUCCGCAGCUUAAAGGAGGGCGAGCAGGUGGAGUUCACCUAUAAGAAGUCCUCCAAGGGCCUGGAGUCCCUGCGGGUGACGGGACCCGGCGGGGGACCCUGCUCGGGCAGCGAGAGGAGACCGAAGGGGAAGGUCCCACUCCAGAAACGCAAACCAAAGGGAGACCGCUGUUACAACUGUGGAGGUCUGGACCACCAUGCCAAGGAGUGUGGCCUGCCCCCCCAGCCAAAGAAAUGCCACUACUGCCAGAGCAUCACGCACAUGGUGGCCCAGUGUCCCCACAAGGCGCUGGCGCCCCCCACCGGCUCUCAGGACCAACACGCGUCUACCUCGGACCCCGGCCCAGGGGCCGGGCCCUACCUCUGCCCCCAGGAGGAGGAGGAGCGCUCCGGCUCGUCUCCCCUGGAGGGCUCCUCCUCCUCCCCCGAGGAGCCCCACACACACCGGGGCCCCCGCACCCAGAGGUGGAGGAAAUCCUGAAAACAAGGGAAGCCUUUCGCCGCUAACGCCCUGACGCUCAUGUCUCAAUCAAGGAUACCUGAAGCCCCCACCCCCACCCCCACCCCCCCUUCAUCUACCUCGCACCUGUGGAAAAAAAAAUGGGAGGUCUUAAUUUCUUUACUUUUAUUUUAUUCGUUUAUUUUGUUUUUAAUUUUUCUAACCGGCGCAGCUAUGGCAACGAUCAACGGGGUACGGACGUGCGUGAAUGUGUGUGACUGACUGACUUGCUGGCAUCUGGUGCAGCCAUGGCAACCACCGCUGGAAUGGUGACUGAAGGGAAUGACUGUUUUUUGUCUCUCGUUUCAAUCAGUGGCCGCUGAACAGUGAAACAACGUGGUGUGAAACUCUGUUUGGUGAUUUGAUCUCUCCUUUUUUCUUUUUCUUCUUCCUCUCCCCUCCCCCUCUGGACCGAAGUGUCGCGAACGCCUUUUCCUCGCAGAUGCGGCCGAUUUCUUUUUUCAAAAGCCGCAAAUGAAUAUCCCGCAGGCCUUAAACCGUUCGGCCAGAUAUCGUGAUGCAUCCUUUGGGCGACACGGUAGCUUCGUUUUAAGGGGGAUUAGAGGAAGACUCUUAAAAGCCCGAGACCCUCUGAGCGAUAAUCCAGCCCCAUAGGAUUGUUAGCUUGGCUUAUGAACAUCUCCGGGCAAACUUUAUGGAUUCCAGAGGGAAUUCGAUUAUGUUUUUCCUUUAAACACGGUGGGCUGCUGCUCUUGAAAACACUCACUAACAUACGUACCUCUCUCUCAUGUGAAACAGACGGGACCAACUGAUUGUCAAAGAGCGAGCGUGUGUGUGUGUGGUGCACGAGAAAGUGUGUGUGUGUGUGUGUGUGUGUGUGUGUUGUCGGACUGGCGCUAUUAACCUCUCAGCUUCCUCCUAUGAUAGAUUAGAUACAAAAAAACCCCCACAUCAUACAACUACGAUAGAUCAUAGCUUUUGAUUCGAGGUAACGACUUUGAAUGCUUAGAUUGUUGUAAAAUUAGUUUGAAAUAACUUUUUACAGUUUAUAAAUCAUAGUAUAAGUCAUUAAUAUAUAUAUGUGUGUAAAAGCCACAAGAUAAAAAUUGAAAUUCUCUUAACUUAAAGUAAUGCAUAUAUAUAUAUAUAUAUAUAUAUAUAUAUAUAUAUAUAUAUAUAUAUAUAUAUAUAUAUAUAUAUAUAUAUAAGGAAUUAGCUCUGACGUAGGUGAAAGGCCGUGCGUGUUGCACGGGACGCUUUGGUUGCCCUGUGAAAAACCUGCAUCUCUCUCUCUCUCUCUCUCUCUCUCUUUAUUUAACAAUUUUCAUCCAACUUUGUUCUUUAUUCUUUCAAAAAAAGUCAACGCCACGCCUGCUUGUUGACAGGUUCCCCUCGGACACAGCACAAACGGCCUCGGCGAGUGUCAUCACAGCUGCUCUAACUUAACGUGAAAUACCUCACCACUGCCUCCUCUUGGAAAAUGAAUGUCGCCGAACAAGAUCCGACCCCCCGCUCCUCUUCCAUCUGUGCCUAACGUUUAUUGGUCGGCACGAGCCAGGACGACGCCCUCCCUCCUCUUCGGAGAGCGAGCCGACCGCCGCCGCCUCAGACUUUACUGGAGAGAGAUAAGAGAUAGAGAGAGGGAGGGACAGAGAGAGAGAGAGAGAGAGAGAGAGAGAGAGAGAGAGAGAGAGAGAGAGAGAGAGAGAGAGAGAGAGAGAGAGAGAGAGAGAGAGAGAGAGAUGGUGUGCUGCUGUUGGUACAACUUGAAUCCCAAGUGGGGCUGCACGGUGGUGUAGUGGUCAGCACUGUCGACUCACAGCAAGAAGGUUCUGGGUUCCAGUCCCGGUUCAAACCAACCAGGGCCUUUCUGUGUGGAGUUUGCAUGUUCUCCCCGUGUAUG